AAAGGGAUGGAGAAAUUAUACACGAAAAUAACCGCUGACUUUUCGACAGCAGCGCAAUAUUCCCAAACAUUUAAAGCUGCCAAUCAGGAUUAAUGGGCUUUAAAAGCUCGCCCAAGAGGGAAUGGGGAACAGACUGACGAAAGCUAUAAACCGCAUCGGUAUUUUAGGAGCAAGGAGGCUGUGUCAGUACACUGGACAUUGCAUUCUAACCACACCGAGUAGGAGCAGCUUCGAGUGCGUCAUGUGUGUUAUCAAAUGAAAGCGUGUUUGAAAAAGAGACGCGUGGACGCCCCCGUGAAAGUUGCCUUUGAAAAACUUUUCUGAGCCAGUCAAACGGGGAGGCUUAAGUAUUUUGGUCAUAUCAAGAAGGUCCACAUACUGCUUCUUUCAAAUAGACAGCAGUUUAAUGACACUCUUUUUUCACGGAUUCUAAGCAGCGCGCCAAAAAGGGAACUGCGACGUUUCUAAAUUACAAAAUCAAAAACGGUUGCACAAGUGACAGUAGGCUAUAUUAUUGAUCUUGACUUGCACGGACAUCUGAAUUUCGGAGCAUUUCGAGUUUUGACAUACAGUCUACAGCAGUUAAUUGGACAUGAUGGAGCUCCAGAAUUUGUGUAGUAUUGUACUUCUCCCAAUUCAAAUGCUAUAUGGCAUACUCAAAGCAGGCAUGAGCCUGUUGCUUCCCUGCAAAGGCAAAGACUUGAGUGGGGAUGUUGUAUUAAUAACCGGCGGUGGAAGAGGCAUCGGUCGUCACCUUGCGCACGAGUUUGCGAAGCAAGGGGCGAAAAAGGUGAUCUUGUGGGGCCGCACAGAGAAGUGUCUGAAGGAGACCAGUGAGGAGCUCACGCAGCUGGGCACGGAGAGCCACUACUUUGUGUGUGACGUGGGCAACCGGGAGGAGGUGUACCAGCAGGCCAAGGUCCUCAGGGAGAAGGUCGGUGAUGUCACUAUUCUGGUCAACAAUGCAGCUGUGGUCCAUGGGAAGAGUCUAAUGAACUGCGAUGACGACGCUCUCCUGAAAACGCAGCACAUCAACACGCUUGGCCAAUUUUGGACCACGAAGGCCUUCCUGCCCCGAAUGCUGGAGCUACGUAACGGCCACGUAGUGUGCAUCAACUCCAUCCUCUCCGUCGCAGCCAUCCCUGGGGCCAUCGACUACUGCACAUCCAAGGCCUCCUCGCUGGCCUUCAUGGAGAGCCUGACGCUCGGGCUGCUGGACUGCCCAGGUGUGGGCUGCACCACCGUCCUGCCCUUUCACACCAACACAGAGAUGUUCCAGGGCAUGAGAGUCCGGUUUCCGCAGCUCUUUCCUCCGCUGAAGCCUGAGGUGGUGGCCCAGCGCACUGUGGACGGGGUCAGGAGUAAUAAAGCUUUUGUAUAUCUGCCCUGGACCAUGCAUAUCCUCAUCAUUCUGAAGAACCUCUUGCCUUUGGCCGCGUUGGAGGAGAUCCAGCGAUUUGCGGGGAGCUACACCUGCAUGAACACAUUCAAGGGAAGAACUUAGACGCCAUCUACAUGCGACAGGCAAUCAAAAGGAAACAAGACAUCAUGAGCUUGUGUGCACUGAAAAGAAGGAAAAAAAAACACAGCGUACACACUCUUGUUUGAGCAACAUGGUGGCAACAGGGGUCUUAGAAUCACCAUACAGCUGUCUUUACAACCAUAUCGCCUAUGUGAAAAGGGCUUCAUGAUCUUAGAUGCUAUCACCAGGAACCUUGAAGCUCUUGACUGAACGGUACAUAUCCUUGGUCCACAUUGUACUCCUCUGUGAAAUCUUGCUUCAGACUGGGAUACUGUUUGGAGAGGCGGCUUAUGAAAAAAAAGACAUGUUUCAUUGAAGGAGUUCUACCCACUAGACGCCCAUGUCUGGGUUGGCUUGGGUUAUACGUUGUAGAUGUUUAACAAAUUUUAAUCUUUUUUUUUUUUACUUUUUUUUUAAAAUAAAAAUGCAUCUGAACGUUUUUAUUUUUUGUUUGUUUGUUUGCACAUAAUAAAUACAUCUCAUUUAUCAAUAUUGAUGCUAAUAUUGAAUAAAUAUGGUAUUUAAUCCUG
Molecule: messenger RNA, 2052 nt
Organism: Alosa sapidissima (American shad)
Lineage: Eukaryota; Metazoa; Chordata; Actinopteri; Clupeiformes; Clupeidae
Gene: dhrs3a
Product: dehydrogenase/reductase (SDR family) member 3a
Exons: 6
Coding region: 593-1504 (303 amino acids)
Cellular component (GO): lipid droplet
Molecular function (GO): oxidoreductase activity, acting on the CH-OH group of donors, NAD or NADP as acceptor
Source: RefSeq, a predicted model, not a curated record